AGGUACGCGCGCUCGUAGCUCUCUCGCAGCUCUCUCUCCGGGACCGACGGCGGCAGGAGUAGGCUCCGGCGAGUGAAAAAGCGUGUUGGGGCGGGGCGGGAGAAAGUGGCCGCCGGGAGGACGUUGUCGUUUACGCGUGGCCGAGCGGAAGAGUUUUGCUUUUCGUGCGCGCCUUCGAAAGCUGCGCCCACAGUUGGCUGAGGGGUCCGCCCGGGAGCCUCCCCUUCCUCCGCCCGCGGCCCCGCGCCGAGCUCGCCGGCCCGAGCCAGAGUGGGCCAGGUGGGAAGCGCGCUCGACCUGCGCCCCGCGUCCGGAGCCGCCCCCCGAGUGCCCAUGGCUACGCGGGUGCUGACCAUGAGCGCCCGCCUGGGACCCGUACCCCAGCCGCCGGCACCUCAGGACGAGCCGGUGUUCGCGCAGCUCAAGCCGGUGCUGGGCGCCGCGAACCCGGCCCGCGAUGCGGCGCUCUUCCCCAGUGAGGAACUGAAGCAUCCGCACCACCACCCGCAGGCGCAGCCCGCGCCCCCGCAGCCUCCGCAGCCGGCGCCGCCGCCCGCCGCCGGGCCGCGGCUGCCCCCGGAGGAGCUGGUCCAGACAAGAUGUGAAAUGGAGAAGUAUCUGGCACCUCAGCUUCCUCCAGUUCCUAUAAUUCCAGAACAUAAAAAGUAUAGACGAGACAGUGCCUCAGUCGUAGACCAGUUCUUCACUGACAGUGAAGGGUUACCUUACAGUAUCAACAUGAACGUCUUUCUCCCUGACAUCACUCACCUGAGAACUGGCCUCUACAAAUCCCAGAGACCGUGCGUAACACACAUCAAGACAGAACCUGUUACCAUUUUCAGCCACCAGAGUGAAACGACUGCCCCUCCUCCGGCCCAGACCCAGGCCCUUCCCGAGUUCACCAGCAUAUUCAGCUCACACCAGACCGCAGCUCCAGAGGUGAACAAUAUUUUCAUCAAACAAGAACUUCCUACACCAGAUCUUCAUCUUUCUGUCCCUUCCCAGCAGGGCCAUUUGUACCAGCUACUGAAUACACCGGAUCUAGAUAUGCCCAGUUCUACAAAUCAGACAACAGUGAUGGACACUCUUAAUGUUUCUAUGUCAGCCGCCAUGGCAGGCCUUAACACACUCACCUCUGCUGUACCGCAGACUGCAAUGAAACAAUUUCAGGGCAUGCCCCCUUGCACAUACACAAUGCCAAGUCAGUUUCUUCCACAACAGGCCACUUACUUUCCCCCAUCACCACCAAGCUCAGAGCCUGGAAGUCCAGAUAGACAAGCAGAGAUACUCCAGAAUUUAACCCCACCUCCAUCCUAUGCUGCUACGAUCGCUUCUAAACUGGCAAUACACAAUCCAAAUUUACCUGCUACCCUGCCAGUUAAUUCGCAAAACAUCCAACCUGUUAGAUACAAUAGAAGGAGUAACCCUGAUUUGGAGAAGAGACGCAUCCACUACUGCGAUUACCCUGGCUGCACAAAAGUUUAUACAAAGUCUUCUCAUUUAAAAGCUCACCUGAGGACUCAUACUGGUGAGAAGCCGUACAAAUGCACCUGGGAAGGCUGCGACUGGAGGUUCGCGCGGUCGGACGAGCUGACGCGCCACUACCGGAAGCACACGGGCGCCAAGCCGUUCCAGUGCGCCGUGUGCAGCCGCAGCUUCUCCCGCUCCGACCACCUGGCCCUGCACAUGAAGAGGCACCAGAACUGAGAUCCACUGCCCGCGGGGCUUUCUGUGCCUAUGCAAUUCAAACUGACGUUUAUGCAGUUAAUUUGGCAAAAUUUUAACUACAAACCUAACUAUAUAUAUAAAAAAACAGAAAGAAAGAAAAUGAAAAACUGGAAAUGUAUAUUUUGUAUAUUUGAGAAAACAGGGAAUACAUUGUAUUAAUACCAAAGUGUUUGGUCAUUUUAAGAAUCUGGAAUGCUUGCUGUAAUGUACAUGGCUUUCCUCAAGCAGAUUUCAUCUCAUGACAGGCAGCCACAUCUCACAGUGGAUGGGGGCGGGUGGGUGGAGGGGGUGUUUGCAGUGUUUUUACCAAAGCACCAUCAUUUAAUGUGACAAUGUUUAGUAAACGAAUCACUUGGCAGGCACAGGAAGAAGGAUGAAUUGUAUGUUGAGAUUUUGCUUGACAUCCAGUGGUUUUUUACAAUAUUAUCAGAUAGUUCUUUGGGAGAGAUCUAGUAUAUGUGGCAGUUCAAUUCACAAAUAGCCAUUGAACAAAGGUGUUUUGUUGUUUUUUUUUUAUAUGAGUUGCAUACAUUUGCUAUUUGAAAUUUUGUAAAUAUGCAAAUCAGCUUUAUAGGUAUUACAAUUUUUCUAGGAUUCUUUUGGGGAAAAUCAUAAAUAAUUCAUUUGAAAAUAACCAUGAAGACACUUACACUUAGAAUUUAUGGUAAGAUACCUCUCAAAGUGUUACUAAAUUAAUUUCUAUAGGGGAAAGAAUCAUUCAAAUGAACUUCAGCAAAUUUCAUGCACUGAUUAAAAUAUGAUUGUUUAUUUUAAAUACAAAACACAUUUUAUAUGAAUUGUGAACUCAAGAGCUUAAGAAAGGGAGUUACAAGAUCCAAAAGUUAAAUCUUAUGAUAAGCUACACACUCACAGUAUCAUUUUUAAAAAGAAGGACUUAUGAUGUAGUUUUCACUUGGGAAUGUUGAAUUUAUGAUGCAGUUUUCAUAUACGGAAACGUUGAAUUUAUGAUGCAGUUUUCAUAUACAAAGAUGUUUGCUUGUGCGGUACUAUUGGUUAAAAGCCAGUUUCUGUGGAUUUUGCAUGUAAUAUACAGUGAGACACAGUAAUUUUAUCUAAAUUACGGUGUAGUUUAAUCUAUUGUUAAUACUGACUCAGUGUCUGCCUUUAAGUAUAAAUGACAUGUUGAACACUUAAGGAAGCAAGUGCUACAUAUAUGCAAUAUAAAUAGUAAUGUGAUGCUGAUGCUGUUAACCAAAGGGCAGAAUAAAUAAGCAAAAUGCCAAAAGGGGUCCUAAUUGAAAAUGAAAAUGAAAAUUAAUUUUGUUUUUAAAAUAUUGUUUAUCUUUAUUUAUUUUGUGGUAAUAUAGUAAGUUUUUUUAGAAAACAAUUUUCAUAACUUGAUAAAUUAUAGUUUUGUUUGUUAGAAAAGUUGCUCUUAAAACAUGUAAAUAGUUGGCAAACGAUGUAAAUAAUUUUGUAAGAGGCUUCAAAUGUUUAUAUGUGGAAACAUACAUACACAAAAAAGCAUAAAUCAGUUGCUGUUUUGCUUCUUUUUCCCUAUUAUUUUUGUAUUGUGGUCAUUUCCUAUGCAAAUAAUGGAGCAAACAGCUGUAUAGUUGUAGAAUUUUUUGAGAGAAUGAGAUGUUUAUAUAUUAACGACAAUUUUUUUUGGAAAAUAAAAAGUGCCUAAAAGA
Molecule: messenger RNA, 3383 nt
Organism: Choloepus didactylus (southern two-toed sloth)
Lineage: Eukaryota; Metazoa; Chordata; Mammalia; Pilosa; Megalonychidae
Gene: KLF5
Product: Kruppel like factor 5
Exons: 4
Coding region: 334-1707 (457 amino acids)
Biological process (GO): regulation of transcription by RNA polymerase II
Molecular function (GO): RNA polymerase II cis-regulatory region sequence-specific DNA binding; DNA-binding transcription factor activity, RNA polymerase II-specific
Source: RefSeq, a predicted model, not a curated record